Molecule: messenger RNA, 4304 nt
Organism: Triticum aestivum (bread wheat)
Lineage: Eukaryota; Viridiplantae; Streptophyta; Magnoliopsida; Poales; Poaceae
Product: peroxidase 11
Exons: 4
Coding region: 3068-4072 (334 amino acids)
Biological process (GO): hydrogen peroxide catabolic process; response to oxidative stress
Molecular function (GO): heme binding; peroxidase activity
Source: RefSeq, a predicted model, not a curated record
GGGCGAGGAUUAUAGUGUGCCUGGUUUGUGGUUAGCUUUGGAUGUUGCUGCUUCACUAUCCUGUGCCAAUGCCGGUCUUCCGAUGCAGAGUCGUUUUCAGAUAAACAUUUAAUGCACCUCGGCAUGCCUGCGAGUUAGCUCUAGUGUUGCUCAGCUAAAUCUGCUUGAGCUUGAUAUCAAAUCUAUCUGGUGAAAGAAAUUUGCAUGUUUGCAAGUAGAAGACUUAAAUCUUUUACAAUUACUUUCCCAUUUUUUGUCAGGAUGAUCCGUGUGUUCACUUUUUACAUUUGUACUCAGAUGCCAGCUAAUUUGAAUAGCCGCUGAUGCAAACCCGGAGGUGCAUUCCAUCGAUCAAGAGAACUCUCAUAUAUAUCACACGAUUGAUUGGCCCUGGAUGAUGAAAUUGUCUUUGCCUGGAUUGGACUAAACCUAAAGGUAGAAACUAGAGGGAACUAGAAGCCAUUAUGGUAUAAAGGAGACAGAGGGAAGAUGCUGCAUCUCUCUUUAUGAGCAGUUGCACCCUUUAGCAAAAGAGAAAGGGGAGCUGUCUUCUGUUAGAUUCCAAAGCAUGAGGUUUCCUGCCAUUCAUUGGCGCUCUCCCUUAGCCGUUCCGCCUUUUGGAACCUCAAGUGUGAGGUAGCAAGUUGAGAUAUUGAGAAAAGCUCAAAAGCACCCGCCAUGUCACUAGAUAGUUUCUUUGCCGUCCUAUUCAUCUGAAAAUAUCUAAUAUGAUGUGUAGUGGAGAAGUCAAUUUGACGGUGCGUCUUGCUUAUCAGCUAUGAGGAUUUGCUAACCAGCAAGAAAUUCCCAUUGCUUCUCACGCGUUCUAUUUAGAAUCUGUUGUUUUUCUUUUCAAGGCAAAUCCAUCUGUGGUCUAGUCUCUAACCUUUCUGAGUUAUGCCUUUGGUACUAGCCCUGUCAGACCAUGAAUUACUAUGCAUUUGUUACUAUGCUUUGUAGAAAAGAACACACAUUAAUGUUCUUAUUUUCACGAGUUCUUAUAUAGUAUUUGAAAGAGUAGCUUGGUUAUUUGAGUACUGCUAGUGCUCAGCGCAAGACAGCCAUAGAUACCUUCUUUAUAGUGUAAAAAAGGAGAUACUUUCUGGAUUGAUGUAUUGAGUUUUUUUUUUUUUGCGAAUAAGUUUGCUUGUUUGUUGGUUGAGUUAAGUAGUGUGUCAAAAUUUAGAGAUUAAACAAGAUAUAUUCUUUAUGUACAUACUUCAUUUGUGUAUUUUCCUUUAUUUUUAUGGAUAGAGGUGUAUCACAUAUAGUCGACGAACUGCGCAUGAAGUUGCAUCAGAUAAAUUCUUCUGUGAAUUAGAUACUUUCAAUGAUUGAACAAGUCUUCACACAAGAUUUUGGAACAAAAGAUAAAUUUGCAUGUAAGUCUGCAACAUGGCUACUGGUUUGAAGGAGCUUAUGUUACUUGGUUAGAUAACCUUGCACCACGUUAAACAAAUUACCCCUUGGUAUGUAUGAUUCAAAACAAUAAGACGAUAAUGUUGGGGAAAAGAAUCUCAUUCCCACCAGUAGUUCGAUCAGGUAUGUGCAGCUAAAAGCAUAAAGAUAGAUAUUUUUCUGCUCAUAUCCAUAUUUAUUCUGUUUCAUGAGUGCGUAUAUAUACAGAAGUUUCAUGUAGGUGGUGACUCAUGAGUUGCCAAAACAACUGAAGAAUGGGCUCCAUGACACAAGAUAUUUAGAAGAUGGUGACAACUAAAGCAAUGUUGGGGGUACUUUGACUGGGGCAGCUCUUGUGUCAUGGUCGUGUUAGAGAGGUGUCCAGCAGCUGUCGUGAAGAAGCCUUCGAGGCCCUGUGCGUCGCUUCUUCGUCAUUCUUGGCUAGAGGCUGGGCAAGGCGAGUCCCAUGCCUUCACGUUCCGAAGAAUGGGUUGUCUCCACACCUGGUUGUAUACCGUCUUAUGCCUUCGUGCUUUCUUUUCUUUUCCUGGCCUCGCCAAAAUUUGGUCCCUCGUGCUUUCUUCUUAUGAAAAUGACCUGCUCCCAGGCAUGUUCGAGAGAAAAAUGCUAAAGUAUAAAGAAAAUCUCAUUGGUUUAGGACUCGGUCAGACACACCAAUUUUUUGGCUUCCUUCCAAGUUUUGUGAAGAAAAAAAGCAGGAACUCUGCCGAUCAGUUAAAGGUAGGAGUUACGGUUUACCUGCAGAACAGACUGUUAAAGGCUGGUUUAGGCAUUAAGCAGACAGGGGGUUAAGAAGCAUUCAGAGGCAAAAGCUACACAGGUAUUUUCCUUUCAUUGGCUUUGGCAAGACACUUGUUGUACUGUAGCUGUCUGGAUUUGUAAGAUCCUCAUGUCCCUCAGAUAUUCCAAAUUGUAGUGCACAGGACCGUACUAUUUUAAGUCUCUCCUCUGGUCCCCGCGCAUCGCUUUUCGCGUGCUGCUGCCCCCGUUUUUGUUUUCCUCACUGGUAUAGAUAGAUAUCUUCCCAGAAUAAUUGGUUUCUAUCUGUUCGAAAGGACGAAAUGUCCCUGUUGCUUCCAGCUGUGUGAUGGAUACAUCUGAGUUAACACGUUCCAAAUCAACUGCUUGUGUUCAUGGGAAGGUGAUCUAACAAUGGAACUUGAGGUUUUUCAGCAACUUAAGUCAAAUAUGAAUAAUUAAAUACUAGCAUAUUUUGUUAGUUGGCAUUCAACACCUGUUGAUCUGAGUUCCUUUUAUCUAACAUAGCAGUGGAAGCAUCCAAAUGAUUAAAACAAGGGAACAGCAGGCAUGUCAUAUUAUAGUUUUAUAUAUGCACCUGAGCAGCUCUUGUGAUUUUCCAAUAUUGGUGAACCCAAAGCCACCAAACACCGCUACAGAGAGAGAGAGAGAGAGAGAGAGAGCCUUUGACCCAUUAGUGUGCUACAGCACAGAACUAGAGAUACUUUCUGCUUGCUUACUCCACCAACCACAAGAGAGUUAGCUCAUCUCCCUCUUGACCAGUUUCUCUUCAUACGCCACGUAGGCCUGUCUUACUUUGCUAUAAAACCCAUGCAAAACGAGGAACUUGCCACAAAAACAUCUGAACCCGAACCAUCCAAGCACAGGAACAGCUAAAACUAGUUUCAGGAUGGCUACAGCUGCGUUGUGCUUCAGGGCGUCUGCUCUCUCCGUGGCCUGUUUUCUCCUGGCCUUGCCAUUGCUGAUGGCACAGGACCCUUCGAACCUGAGCCUGGAGCACUACUCCAAGACAUGCCCGAAUGCGGAGCAUGUGGUCCGGGCCGAGAUGGAGUGCGCGGUGCGCGACGAACCACGCAAUGCCGCUUUGAUGCUUCGCCUCCAUUUCCACGACUGUUUCGUGCAGGGCUGUGAUGGAUCGGUGCUGCUUGACGACACGGCAACCAUGAUCGGAGAAAAGCAGGCAGACCAGAAUGUGAACUCCUUGAAGGGAUUUGAGGUGGUUGACAAAAUCAAGGCAAAGCUGGAGGCUGAGUGUCCUGGAACAGUUUCCUGUGCUGACUUACUUGCCAUCGCAGCCAGGGACGCAGUUGUCUUGGUUGGUGGGCCUUACUGGGAUGUUCCGGUAGGAAGAUUGGACUCCAAGGAGGCAAGUCUUGACCUAGCAAACAAGGACAUCCCCACCGCCGAGCAGGGCCUCGUCACCCUCAUUUCCAAGUUCUGGGAGAAGGGCCUUGAUGCCACUGACAUGGUGGCCCUUGUUGGAUCCCACACGAUUGGAUUCGCGCGGUGCGCGAACUUCCGGGACAGGAUAUACGGCGACUUCGAGAUGACAUCCAAGUACAACCCUGCGUCUGCGACCUACCUCAGCAAGCUUAAGGAGAUCUGCCCCUUGGAUGGUGGCGACGACAACAUCAGCGCCAUGGACAGCCACACUUCCGCGACCUUCGACAACGCCUAUUUCGAGACGCUCAUCAAGGGUGAGGGCCUCCUCAACUCCGACCAGGAGAUGUGGUCCAGCAUCGCCGGGUACUCGACGGCCGACACGGUCAACAAGUACUGGGCUGACCCGGAGCUGUUCUUCAAGCAGUUCUCGGACUCCAUGGUUAAGAUGGGCAAUAUCACCAACCCUGCAGGUGGCGAGGUCAGGAAGACCUGCAGAUUCGUGAACACAUAAGCUGAAGGAACCUUUGUUUGCGUCUUCUCCUUUGAUGGUUGAUGAUUGUCUGCAAAUAAGAACGUUUUUCAUAGCAUAUACUCUACUGGUAUAGGUAUUAUCGUCGUCGGGCUACAUUGAAAUAUUUUGGCUGUAUGGAGUAAUGGAGAAUGUACACAUCAUGUAUUUUGAGGGUUUUGCGCAACCUGAUAUUAUUAUGUACACAUCAGCAAUGGAUUCUGAUCAGAUUUUA